GAUAGGGGAGUGGAGAGAGAGUGAGGAAACGGGGAGGCCGUAAAAAGCUGCCGUCUCCUUAAACAUAACCAAUGUUUUCACGGAUGGGAGACCUGGAAGCGUGAGGCAGCAUGAGUGUGAAGGCCUUUGAGCUGGUGCCGGUGGUGGAGCGCGAGCUCCUGAUGGCAGACAAGGCGCGCAUCAACAUCGAGUGCCUGGAGUGCUGCGGCAAGUACCUGUACGUGGGCACCAACGACUGUUUCAUCCACCACUUCCUGUUGGACGAGCAGACCAACGCCAAAGGCCACACGGUUUACCUGUCUCAGAAGCUUCAACAGAAACACCUGGGGCUGAAGAAGGCCGUGGCCGAGCUGAAGGCGGCGUCUGCCCUGGAGCGUCUCAUUGUGCUCUGCGACGCCACGAUCUACGUCCACGACAUGCUCUCCCUGGAGGUCGUGCCGUCGGGCAGCGCCAAGAUCAAGGGCGUGUUGUCCUUCUGCGUCAACGAGAACCCGGUGAGCGCCGACCCCUUCUGCGUGGAGCUGGGCGCGAUCUCGUCACGGCGGCGCGCCGUGCAGAUCUACACGGUGCACGAGGACCGCGUGCAGCUGGUCAAGGAGCUGGGCACCACGCAGCAGCCGUGCGCCCUCAGCCUGGACGGCUACUUCCUGUGUCUGGCGCUCACCUCGCAGUACGUCAUCCUCAACUACAGCACGGGCGCCUCGCAAGACCUGUUCCCCUACGACAGCGAGGAACGCAAGCCCAUCAUCAAGAGGAUCGGGCGCGAGGAGUUCCUACUAGCUGCCCCUGGAGGACUGGGUAUGUUUGCCAAUGCGGAGGGCAUGUCCCAGCGUGCCCCGGUGAACUGGUCGGAGAACGUCAUCGGUGCGGCCGUGUGUUUUCCAUACGUGGUGGCGCUGGACGAAGGUUUUGUAACCGUUCAUAGUAUGCUGGACCAGCAGCUCAAGCAGACCCUUUCAUUCAGGGACGGACACAUACUGCAGGACUUUGAAGGCAAGCUGGUGUUGUCGUCCACGAAAGCUGUGUACAUGUUGGUGCCGUUGCCCCUGGAGAGACAGAUUCAGGGCCUGCUGGCGGGAAACAGAGUGGAGGAGGCGCUUACCCUGACAGAAGGAGCUCAGAGAAACAUACCCAAAGACAGGUUCCAGAUUUUGCACAAAAGAAUUCUACAGCAAGCAGGAUUCAUCCAGUUUGGACAGCUUCAGUUUUUAGAAGCAAAAGAACAUUUCAGAAAAGGUCAGCUGGACGUGCGGGAGCUCAUCUCUCUGUACCCGAUGCUACUGCCCGCCUCAUCGUCCUUCACGCGCUGCCACCCGCCGCUGCACCCGUUCGCCGACCUCAACCAGCUGACGCAGGGCGACCAGGAGAAGGCGCAGCGCUGCAAGCGCUUCCUCAUCAGCUAUCUGCACGAGGUGCGAAGCAGCGCCGGCACCAAUGGCUUCCGCGAGGAGGUGGACACAGCGCUGCUCAAGCUCUAUGCCGAGGCCGACCACGAGAGCCUCUUGGACCUACUGGCGUCCGACAACGCCUGUCUGCUCGCGGACAGCGCCCCCUGGCUAGAAAAACAUCACAAGUAUUUUGCGUUGGGACUUCUGUAUCACUACAAUGGCCAGGACUCUUCAGCUGUACAGUUGUGGGCGCGGGUGGUGGAUGGCGACCUGCAGGACUCCACGCGGUCGGACCUGUUUGAGUAUGUGGUGGACUUCCUCAGCUUCUGUCCCAACAUGGACCUGGUGUGGAAGCAUGCAGAUUGGGCCUUGAAAAGAGACCAGACGAUAGGGGUGCAGAUCUUUACCAAGAGGCCGGUGGAGGGACGUGACCAGGGGGCGCCGAUGAACCCGGAGGACGUGGUCACGUACCUGCAGAAGCACAGCCAUGCUCUCCUCCUCUACCUGGAGCACCUGGUGCUAGAGAAGCACGUACAGAAAGAGAAGUUCCACACGCACCUGGCGUUGCUGUACACAGAGCGCGUGCUGGCUCUGCUCUCUCAGCCGUGCUGCUCAGACGAGGUCCUGGCCCAGGCCCGCUCCAGACUCCAGCACCUGCUCAAGGAGUCCGACCUCUACCGCGUCCAGCUCCUACUGGGUAAGCUGGAGGGCGUGGAUCAGCUGCUGGUGGAGCAGGCCACACUGCGUGGGCGUCUGGGCGAGCAUGAGCGGGCACUUCACAUCCUGGUCCACCAGCUCCAAGACCGCGCAGCCGCUGAGGACUACUGCAGCUGGGCGGCGUCCCCCCAGGACCCUGCACUGGGCCAGCAGCUCUUCCACCUGCUGUUGGACACCUACCUGGAUCCCGACGUGCCGGGCGGCGUGGACAACAUGGCCGCCGUGGACCUGCUCAAUCGCCACGGCAACAUGUUUGACGCUGUGCGCGUCCUGGAGGUCCUGCCUGAAGGCUGGUCGCUGCAGCUGCUCCGCCCGUUCCUGACCACCGCCGUCCGCAAGAGUGCCCAUGCACAGCGUACGGCCCAAGUGGGCGUGGGACUGGCCCGCGCAGAGAACCUCCAGCUUCUGCACGACCGACUGAAGUGCCGCGGUGGCCCGGUGUUGGUGUCGGAGAAGAAGGGCUGCCAGCUGUGCCACAACACCUUCAGCGAGCCGGACUGGCGGUGCCUGCGUUCGGGCGUGCCCGCCCACACGCCAGCCAGCCCAGCUGCCGCGGGAUUCCGCCCACCGUUGCGACGCUUGGAGAACGGCAGCAACCACACAUGA
Alosa alosa (allis shad) is the source of this 2711-nucleotide messenger RNA. RefSeq names its product transforming growth factor, beta receptor associated protein 1 (gene tgfbrap1). Gene Ontology annotation, biological process: vesicle-mediated transport; intracellular protein transport; autophagy. The record is from RefSeq and is a predicted model, not a curated record. Gene Ontology annotation, molecular function: protein binding. NCBI's taxonomy places the organism in Eukaryota, Metazoa, Chordata, Actinopteri, Clupeiformes, Clupeidae. Gene Ontology annotation, cellular component: membrane; cytoplasm.